Molecule: messenger RNA, 1119 nt
Organism: Bacillus rossius redtenbacheri
Lineage: Eukaryota; Metazoa; Arthropoda; Insecta; Phasmatodea; Bacillidae
Product: G1/S-specific cyclin-D2-like
Exons: 8
Coding region: 472-1119 (215 amino acids)
Biological process (GO): mitotic cell cycle phase transition; regulation of cyclin-dependent protein serine/threonine kinase activity
Cellular component (GO): nucleus; cytoplasm; cyclin-dependent protein kinase holoenzyme complex
Molecular function (GO): cyclin-dependent protein serine/threonine kinase regulator activity
Source: RefSeq, a predicted model, not a curated record
UCUUUGGUAGUAAUUUUGUGUGUCGAGAUACGAACACAGGAUGGUUAAGUUUGUCAGUUCGACUAUUUUGACGAAUCGUUCUUAAAAGUAUUCCAAGUAUUUUUAAGUAAAUAUUAAUUAUUGGUACGAAUAUGAGAUGUCGUUGAAGCGAGCCCUGCCCAAAGAGACGGAGAAGGACCGGGAUGCAACAUGUGCUCCUUCCGAGGCUGCGAAUGAAGUGGAAUGUGGGUUUAAGUUCCUUGCCACAGUGCUGGGACUCAAAGGCAAAGCGGUCUCCAAAAAGGAGGUCAUAAAUCUAGCAUUAAAUGAAAUACGGUUCCAAGUUCACAAACAGAAAUCACUUAAGGCACUGGUCAAGAAAUAUUCGGAAGAAAAAGCUGCUCACCAGUCCAAAUUGCACUCCCUUUAUCAAGCCGUGCAGAUAUCGCUGGCAUCGCGCGCGCGCAGUGAAGCCCCGCACGUCGCUCGCUCAUGGAGCUGCUGUGCGUGGAGAGGCUGGCGGAGCCCAAGUGCGCGACCGCCCACGACCCGGCCAUCUUCCGCGACAUGCGCGCCUUCGCGAGCCUGCUGGCCGAGGAGACUCUGGGCAUGCCGCCCUGCGACUACUUCCGCUGCGUGCAGACGGAGAUGCGGCCCUACAUGAGGAAGGUGGUCGCCACGUGGAUGAUGGAGGUGUGCGAGGAGCAGCGCUGCGAGGACACGGUGUUCCCGCUCGCCGUCAACCUGCUGGACAGAUUCCUGUGCCGCUGCCGCGUGCCCAAGCAGCAGCUGCAGCUGCUGGGCGCCGCGACGCUGCUGGUCGCCUCCAAGCUGCGUCAGAGCCAGCCGCUCGCCGUCGACCUGCUCUGCUACUACACGGACGACGCCUUCCGGCCCGAGGACCUGCACGCGUGGGAGCUGCUGCUCGUGACGAAGCUGGAGUGGCGGCUGAGCGCAGUCACGGCGCUGGACUGCGCCGACCACGCCUUGCAGCGGCUGCCCUGGGCCGGCCAGAGCCCGCUGCUGCGCGCGCACGCGCACACGCUCGUCUCCGUCUGCUGCACCGCCGCCGUCUACGUGGGGUCGGCGCACCCCCGCGAUAUGGGCCUGGCCUUGAACCCCGGAGCGGCGCGGCUGUAG